Colossoma macropomum (tambaqui) is the source of this 1935-nucleotide messenger RNA. It is a transcript of the gene tecra, whose product is annotated as trans-2,3-enoyl-CoA reductase a. The coding region runs from base 418 to 1446 and encodes 342 amino acids. Lineage: Eukaryota; Metazoa; Chordata; Actinopteri; Characiformes; Serrasalmidae. The record is from RefSeq and is a predicted model, not a curated record. Gene Ontology annotation, biological process: very long-chain fatty acid biosynthetic process. Gene Ontology annotation, molecular function: oxidoreductase activity, acting on the CH-CH group of donors. The transcript is spliced from 11 exons.
CAAGAGAGUCAUGAGGGCCACUUCUGCUGGACUGCUCUGGCUCGCAGAGGUACGGAGAAGCAGGGGGGUUGUAUAUUUAGCUGAGUGAAAAUCAUGUCGUAGAUUAUGUCUUGGGGCUCUCAGGUUUCACCUUCAGAGGUUUUCUGGUGGACCCAAGGGCACUGGAGUGAGCAAGCAGCCCCCCAGGUGUUAAGGGGGCAGGAGACAUUUUCCACUCACUUCAUGGCCGGACGUUCGACUUAACACACCUCUCUGGACUGAAAAGGGAAGACAGAGACCUCGAUAGAAAAAUCAGGGAGAGCUCCAAAACCUUCCAUUGCAAGAAGGCCACAACAGAGAUACUCUUUGGAGGGGUUCUGGUUUAGACUUGCAACCACCCGCAGUGUGGACCUCUGGAGUUAUAUUUGAGGAGCAGUAAUGGAUAUUUUGGCUUUAGAGGCAAAGGGGGGCAAGGCUGAGGCUGCUUCAGCAUCUGCCCCAGCUAAAAGCAGGCCCAAAGUGCCCAAAAAGCCUAAACGAAUUGUUUACUUUGAGGUGGAGAUCCUGGACGCCAAGACCAAGGAGAAACUGCUGCUGCUGGACAAGGUUGAACCUUCUGCCACUAUUUUGGACAUAAAGUCUAUGUUCCACAAAUCAAAUCAGCGCUGGUAUCCUGCCAGGCAGUCGCUGUGCCUGGACCCCAAGGGAAAGCCCUUGAAAGAUGAAGAGGUGCUCCAGCUGCUUCCUGUGGGAACCACAGCGACUUUCUACUUCAGAGACCUGGGAUCACAGAUCAGCUGGAGAACCGUGUUCCUCACUGAGUGCAUUGGGCCGCUCUUCAUCUAUCUGAUGUUCUAUUUCAGAGUGCCUUUCAUCUACGCCCCCAAAUACGACUUCACAACCAGCAAACACUGGGUCGUGCACCUAGCAUGCCUGUGUCACUCCUUCCAUUACGCAAAGAGGAUCCUGGAAACACUGUUUGUCCAUCGCUUCUGCCAGGGCACCAUGCCACUGCGCAACAUUUUCAAGAAUUGUCUGUACUAUUGGUGCUUUGCUGCGUGGAUGGCCUACUACAUAAACCAUCCACUCUACACACCACCGUACUACGGGGAGCAGCAAGUGAAGACAGCGCUUGGGAUUUUUCUGUUCUGCCAGCUGGGGAGCUUCUCCAUUCACAUCACUCUCCGCAAUCUCAAACCUCCUGGUUCUAAGACCAAGAAGAUUCCAUAUCCAACCAAGAAUCCUUUCACAUGGAUCUUUGCACUCGUUUCAUGCCCAAAUUACACAUACGAGGUGGGCUCCUGGCUGGGCUUCACCGUGAUGACGCAGUGCGUCCCUGUGGCCUUCUUCACCAUCGUCGGCUUCAUACAGAUGACCGUGUGGGCCAAAGGCAAGCACCGCAGCUACCUGAGGGAGUUUAAAGAAUACCCAACACUGCGCUCGCCCAUCCUGCCCUUCGUCCUGUAGACUCUUUCUGUCUUACUUACACACUGCUGUACUGGGCCAGUUUGUAUGAAGCAUCUCAAAGUAAGGCUUCUAAUUCAGAAUCAGCUCCCAGAUCAUUGAUGAAUGACUGCAUAAAUGGCAGCUGAUCUUAGAUUUGGCACUUUUAAUUGGGAAAAAUAGGAAAGAUUUUGCAUAUGCAACCUCAGGAGAGCUCAUAUCACUCUGUGCACAAUUUAAACUGGCAACUGAACAACAUUUGUGAUGGGAUAUCGCUUCAGAAAAGAACUAACACCACCAGGGUAAAUAGAAACCCCAGCAUUUUUCAACCUGAUUAGCCAUAUCUGUAUUGUAUGGAAGCCUGUUAGAGGAGUUUUUUUCACCCUCCUUCUAUAUUUGUGUCACAACAUUGACUUUCUCAAAAUAUUGGCUUAACAUCUCAAAAUGGACUUUGUAUCUCAAAAUACUGUCAUAGUAUCUUGAAAAUAAUGACCUACUUUCUGAAAAUAUUGA